UUCUGGUACUACUGUCAAGGCAACGGUUACCAGACUUUUGAAUUUGUUUUGAUUACAAAACUAAAAUGAAGAAAUCAAAACGAAAAUGAAGAAAGCUGGCACUGAUCCCAAGAUAAAAAAGACUCUCCUGCGCAACUACGAGCAGAAAGUAGAUAAAGAUAAAAAAACGCGAACUGUUAGUGCCGGCUCAUCGAAAGUUAAAGCAUGUUCUAAUAAAAAUGAACUUGACCAUCCCGCACUAUGUUCCAGUGCAGCGUUAGCAAAUUUUAUAUCAGAUGUGAAGAAUAGCGCGCCACCGCCACACUCUCUGGAAGAUUUAAAAGUUAGCAAAACUGAAUUAAGUGCUAAAAUAACAAGAAAGCUUAACUUCCAUUUUAACGACCGGAUAUACAGAAAUCUUGUAGAACUCAAUGCUGACAUUGCAAAUGUAAAGAACAAGAAAGAUAAGAAGACAAAGGCUCCAUUAAAAAAGGACCAGGAGCCUAGUAUAGAAGACUUCUGUCAUGAUGAAAAAGAAGAUGAUCUACCACCGAACAUUCCAUUGACAAAAUGUAAAUUUAAGCCAAUAAGAAGUGUGGAAAGUGGACAGUUACACAAAUUACUUGCAAGUUUCGAAAAGUUAUAGAAAUAUAUAUAUUUUGUAGGAAC
Pararge aegeria (speckled wood butterfly) is the source of this 648-nucleotide messenger RNA. RefSeq lists its product as uncharacterized. The transcript is spliced from 2 exons. Lineage: Eukaryota; Metazoa; Arthropoda; Insecta; Lepidoptera; Nymphalidae. The record is from RefSeq and is a predicted model, not a curated record. The coding region runs from base 86 to 625 and encodes 179 amino acids.